Metarhizium acridum CQMa 102 is the source of this 1554-nucleotide messenger RNA. Lineage: Eukaryota; Fungi; Ascomycota; Sordariomycetes; Hypocreales; Clavicipitaceae. The record is from RefSeq and is a predicted model, not a curated record.
AUGGACAUCCCCGCAGGCUCGCAUCCAACAAGGCUGCUGGUAUGGGCAGCCGUCGGCUUGGUCGUUAUCUCCUUCCUUGCCCCUAUCGUUAGGCGAUUCUUCGUCCGGCGACAGAUUGCCCGUAGUCAUGGCUGUCGACCGGUUGCAAAAGCUUGCAACAAAGACCCGUUCCUCGGAAUAGACAUUAUACGUGCCAAUCUAAGGGCUGCUCGGGAGCACAAAGCCCUGGAAACAAGUCGCGAGAGGUGUUCCCGUUUCGGAAAUACUUUCACAACGAGGCAGUUGUUGCUUCCCAUCAUUGUGACGGUAGAGCCCGAGAACAUAAAGACCAUCCUUGCGCUCAACUUCAAGGACUAUGGAAUCGGUCAUCGUCUAGAACGAUUCGGUCCCCUCCUUGGGGCAGGCAUAUUCGAUACUGAUGGCGACCACUGGGCAGCGUCGCGCGCUCUCAUCCGGCCAAACUUCACCAGAGACCAAGUGGCAGACUUGGGCUUGUUUGAGAAUUUGAUACAGGACCUUUUUGCUCUUAUUCCACGAGACGGGCAGACUGUUGUUGACCUGCAAGACCUGUUCUUUCGCUAUACAAUUGAUUCUGCCACUGAGUUUCUGUUCGGACAGUCGGUCGGCAGUCUGAAGAAGACUGCCCAAACAGAGCUGGAUUUCGCAGAGGCGUUCAAUUAUGCACAGGAAGCCAUAAGAAUGCGAAAUAUCCUUAGACCGCUGGCUAAACUCUACAAGGAUCCCAAAGCCGACAGAUGCAAUAGACUUUGUCGGGAAUACGCCCAGCAAUUUGUCGACAAAGCCGUCAGUGAGGUUUGGCCAGAGGGGGACCCAACAGAAAAGGAAACAUCAACGGACAAGUCCAAGACGCAGGGCCAGAAGUACAUCUUCCUACGUGAACUGGCAAGGCGUACAUCUGACAAACGCCGCAUUUUGGACGAGCUCCUCAACGUUCUCCUUGCCGGUCGUGACACCACUGCUAGCCUACUGAGCAAUAUGUUCUUCAUGCUCGCUAAGCAGCCGGCCAUCUGGGCUAAACUUCGAAGUGAGGUGGCCACGCUGGAUGGGCAAGUGCCAACCUAUGAGAUGCUUCGCAAUCUUAAAUAUUUAAAGUGUUGCAUGAACGAAUCGCUACGCCUCCACCCAGUUGUACCAAUGAACUCUCGUGAGGCCUUGCGAGAUACUGUCUUGCCGGUCGGCGGUGGGAGUGACGGCCUGUCACCGGUAUUUGUACCAAGGGGCACGCAUGUUGCUUAUAACGUGUAUGCCAUGCAUCGACGGGCUGAUUUCUACGGACCGGAUGCGGAUGAAUUCCGCCCGGAGCGCUGGGAAAGCGGGCGGCUGCAACCGCGAUGGGAGUAUCUGCCUUUUAACGGAGGGCCACGCAUAUGUCUCGGCCAGCAAUACGCUCUUACCGAAGUUGGAUACGUCACUGUCCGUAUAGCACAGGAGUUCCAAAUAUUGGAAAGUAAGGAUCCAGGGCCAUGGGAGGAGUCAUUGACGUUGACCCUGUGCUCUCGAAAUGGAACUAAAGUUUGUCUUACUCCAGCAUAA